Molecule: messenger RNA, 1146 nt
Organism: Symbiodinium sp. CCMP2592
Lineage: Eukaryota; Dinophyceae; Suessiales; Symbiodiniaceae
Source: the annotation of a GenBank genome assembly
AUGACUGCCGGACUGCCAAGGAGCUUCCGGCACAUACAGGUGCUCGCGAAGCAACAUGCCAACACCAUCACGUUGGGACAGCUGAUGAGGAACACGCGCUCGGACCCGGUGUCGCUGAUCCGCCAGGGCCAAUGGCUUCGUGGCCAACUCCCGAUCCGCUUCGCGCGGCGCCUGGACGAAUUCCUGCAACUUCCGUACGUAGUGGUGCACAACAGAAACAUCAAGCAGGUCUUGGAUAUCUACGUCGACACGUUCGAGAGUGUGUCAGACUUCCCCAGCAUCUUGACAGAGAAAGAUGAGGCGGAGUUUGCAGGGCUUGUGAAAGCACAGCUGGAGAAACAUCAGCAAGUGGCCCGGCUCGUCGCUGAAGGCUAUCGCGAGGUGCGGAUGGCAUAUCCCCACUUCCGCUUGGACAGUUUCCUGGACCGUUUGUUUAUCACACGGAUAUCAGUCCGUAUCUUGAUGGAGAACUACAUCCGAAUGCGCACUCCGCAAGACGGCUUUAUAGGCGUAGUUCAACGGGACAUGUCGCCGCAUAGGAUCAUCCAGGAGCUGAGCAACGAGAUCACCCGCCUUACCGAGGCCAUCUACGGCGUGGCACCAGAGAUCGAGUUCCGCGGGAACAUGUCCUGCACCUUGGACUACAUCCCGCGGCAUGUGCAGUUCAUGUGCCAGGAGCUUCUAAAGAACGCUGUCCGUGCCACCACGGAGCGGCACAAGCCUCGGGAUCGGCAGAUCGGCUUUGCUUCGCCAGCAAUGCCCAAAGUUGUGGUAGAGCUGCAGAAGGGCGACGUCCAUGUCAUUAUCAAGAUCAGCGACCAGGGCGGUGGUGUGCCGAAGAAGGUCCAAGAUGAGGCCUGGCAGUAUGGCUGGACCACGGCAGACAACGACCAUGAGGACGAGGAGGACCCCUACUCCGGCUGCACCUGGCGCAAGGAGCUGGCCGGUUACGGCUUUGGAUUGCCUCUCACAAGGCUACAUGCCCAGUAUUUCGGCGGUGACGUCUUCAUGCAGGCUCUGCCAGGACACGGCACGGACAUGUACCUGCUCUUGAACCACCUGAAGCAGGGGAGCCCCUCCACAGAAGAAGACGAUCCAUCGACUGCGCUGACAGUGACUGAAAAUCAGUCGGUGAAUGCGCCAUGA